Lynx canadensis (Canada lynx) is the source of this 1659-nucleotide messenger RNA. RefSeq names its product tetraspanin 15 (gene TSPAN15). NCBI's taxonomy places the organism in Eukaryota, Metazoa, Chordata, Mammalia, Carnivora, Felidae. The record is from RefSeq and is a predicted model, not a curated record. Bases 88 to 972 code for a protein of 294 amino acids. Gene Ontology annotation, cellular component: membrane. The transcript has 8 exons.
GGCUAGCAGCCGCAGGUGGGGCUGCUCACGGCGAGGGACCUAACUCGGGAGCCCCGGAGCCCCGCAGCCCCGCGGACAGUAUCCAGGAUGCCCCGCGGGGACUCGGAGCAGGUGCGCUACUGCGCGCGCCUCUCCUACCUCUGGCUCAAGUUCUCGCUGGUCAUCUACUCCACGGUGUUCUGGCUGAUCGGGGGCCUGAUCCUGUCGGUGGGGAUCUACGCAGAAGUUGAGCGGCAGAAAUAUAAAACCCUUGAAAGUGCCUUUCUGGCCCCAGCCAUUAUCCUCAUCCUCCUGGGGGUCAUCAUGUUCAUCGUGUCCUUCGUUGGAGUGUUGGCUUCCCUCCGUGACAACCUGUGCCUUCUCCAAGCGUUUAUGUAUAUCCUUGGGAUUUGCCUCAUAAUUGAGCUCAUUGGUGGCGUGGUGGCCUUGAUCUUCCGGAACCAGACCAUCGACUUUCUGAAUGACAACAUUCGAAGAGGAAUCGAGAACUACUAUGACGAUCUGGACUUCAAAAACAUCAUGGACUUUGUUCAGAAGGAGUUUAAGUGCUGCGGUGGGGAAGACUACCGGGAUUGGAGCAAAAACCAGUACCACGCCUGCGACGCCCCCGGACCCCUGGCCUGCGGGGUGCCUUACACCUGCUGCGUCAGAAACACGACAGAAGUUGUCAACACCAUGUGCGGCUACAGAACUAUUGACAAGGAGCGCCUCAGCGUGCAGGAUGUCAUCUACGUGCGAGGCUGCACCAACGCCGUGAUCAUCUGGUUCAUGGACAACUACACCAUCAUGGCGGGCCUCCUGCUGGGCAUCCUGCUCCCCCAGUUCCUGGGGGUGCUGCUGACAGUCCUGUACAUCACCCGGGUAGAGGACAUCAUCAUGGAGCACUCUGUCACCGACGGGCUCUUGGGACCUGGUGCCAAGGCCAGCGUGGAGGCGGCAGGCACAGGAUGCUGCAUGUGCUACCCCAACUAGCGCCCCGGCCUGGGGCAGCAGCUCCCGCAGGACCGUGCCGCGACAGCACCACUCAGGCCACACCGCAGUGGCCGGACAGGACCGCGGGUCCUCUCCGCAGACUUGGCACUGUCCAAAGCCCCGGCUGUGUUUUGCUCUGGCGGCCUGCUCGGACCUCCCACGGCCGCUGCCUCUCUGGGGAGUGGAGCCCCUCCCCAGCCCCGGGGUCCCGUGCCUGCCCCACUCCUAGGCGUGGACAACAAGAGCGUCCCUUCUCCAGGCCUGGGCCACCGGGCAAGGGGGUGCCCAGUGCCCAGCUCAGGGCCCGUGGCAUUUCUGGCAGUGCCUUGGCCUGUGGUGUUUAUGCCCAUUUGAAGGCGAUUUCGUAGCAAUUUGUACGCGAGGAGGGAGGAGAGCAUGGGUGCCUGGUGGUGGAGAGGGCGUGUGGCCCCCAGGCGCCCCCAGUCCCACGGCCACACCCUGGAGGCCAGGCUGGGCCCAUUUCCCAGCCUCCCAGGAACCUUGAGCCCUCCCUAAGGCUGCUGCUUUGCUGACCCUCUUUUUUACGUGAUUUUUGUAACAUUUUGUACAUGGUUAACAGGAGUUUCUGACUAAUCAAAGCUGGGUGUGUCCCCACACACCCCACUUUUGCCCCUCCAAUCCAGUUUAUUAAUCAAACAAUAAAAUUUGAUUUUUUUUUUUUUUUUU